Molecule: messenger RNA, 1921 nt
Organism: Pygoscelis adeliae (Adelie penguin)
Lineage: Eukaryota; Metazoa; Chordata; Aves; Sphenisciformes; Spheniscidae
Gene: OTUD1
Product: OTU deubiquitinase 1
Exons: 2
Coding region: 1-702 (233 amino acids)
Biological process (GO): protein deubiquitination
Molecular function (GO): cysteine-type deubiquitinase activity
Source: RefSeq, a predicted model, not a curated record
AUGCCCGUCACCAUUUGUUCUAAAGAUACCAACUUUCUGGCUCUAGCAGAGGAGGAGGGGGAGGACGGCGGGGGUCGCGAUGUGCGCAGGGGGCCAGGCGGCAGGCCGGAGCGCAGGGAGAAGCUGGCGCUGUACCUGGCCGAGGUGGAGAAGCAGGACAAGUACCUGCGGCAGAAGGGCCGGUUCCGCUUCCACAUCAUCCCCGACGGGAACUGCCUCUACCGCGCCGUCUGCAAGGCGGUGUACGGGGACCAGCGGCUGCACAGCGAGCUCCGCGAGCAGACCGUGCACUACAUCGCCGACCACCUGGACCACUUCAACCCUAUCAUCGAGGGCGACGUGGGAGAGUUCCUCAUCGGCGCCGCCCAGGACGGGGCCUGGGCCGGCUACCCGGAGCUGCUGGCCAUGGGGCAGAUGCUGAACGUGAACAUCCACCUCACCACGGGCGGCCGGCCCGAGAGCCCCACCGUUUCCACCAUGGUUCACUACCUGGGGCCCGAGGACCCGACACGGCCCAGUAUCUGGCUGAGCUGGCUUAGCAAUGGGCACUACGAUGCUGUGCUGGACCGCGUGUGCCCCAACCCAGAGUACGAGGCGUGGUGCAGACAGACUCAGGUACAGCGCAGACGGGAUGAGGAGCUGGCCAAGUCCAUGGCAGUGUCCUUGUCCAAGAUGUACAUUGAGCAGAAUGCCUGCUCUUGAGACCACCUGGGCCCCAGGCUGGGAGCUUUGCUGCAGGGACUGAGACAGACAGAAGGUGUGCUGGCUGUGAUGGUGAUGCCUUAAUCCUUAAUGAAGCAGCAGCACCCCAGACUGAGAAGGACUGUAGAUUGUGGGGGAUAAAUACAAACGUCUUUGUAAUAUUCUGUUGUAAAAACUUAGCCUCGGAUUAUUUGCAAGCAGAUUCUCCGUGUGUGUUUGUGUCUCCCCUCCCCACUGUCUGUCUAUUUUCUAUAAGAAUGUAUUUUUUGCACAAUAUUUUUAAACUGUUACCUCCAUCUUCUACAUCUUACAUUAGUAUCUGGCUUUCAGCUGUACAGCCAAAAAUGUUUGUAAACAGUUUUUGUAAAUAAGGCUUAUGAUGUAACAGCUAUUUUUUGCUGUGUUUUUUACCCAUAAACCUUAUAUUUUUACCAAAUGAAGUUGAUGUCAAACUGACCCCCCCUAAUUGAUGAAAGCAUUGUGGGUAUUUUCUUGCAAAACUAAAACAAUGUUUUUUGUAAAAGUGCAGCAAAGUAUGAACAGACUGCUUUUCGGAACAGUUGCUUUCUCUGCCUGGAGCACGGAACAGGUCCUUUGAGCCAGUUGGAAUGCAGCUACACGUGAACAGUACAGGGAGCAAUUGACUCUUCUGUAUUUAAUUACUGUUUUGAGUAAACUGGUCUCUUGUUGCCUGGUUGGCUUGCCCUCUGCUCCAUUUAUAUUAUUUAUCUGUAAUAACAGAACAUUAACUUGCAAUAGAAUGUUGUGACUAGGUAAUAGUCUCCUGCUUUGGCAAUAAUUGCCUUGGCUGCACCUCGGUGUUUGUGUUCUUGUUUCUGGGGUUAUGGUGUCUUUUGUAUAAGCCUGGCUUCUUUUUUGGCACUGGUGUUGCACCAACAAAUCAUUAUCUGAUCACAACAUUUUAUUCACUGGAUGUUACUUUCUAAUCAAGAAAUCAGGAAUGGUAUUCUACUUUAUGGUUUAAAAGAAAAAAAGUAUUUAAAUUGAGGUUUGUAUGGUUUGCUGGGUCAAACAUUUAAGUGUUUCCAAUUUGAAUUCUGUCUCUUCUACUUUCUGAUUAACUUGUUAGAUAUAUUUAUUAAGUAAUGCAGUUUGUACUUUUUUAUUUUGUAAUAUAUUGUGAUUUUGGAAUUUAUACUGUAUUUGUAUAAUAGGAAUAUUCACAGCUAAAAUGGAAUGAAUAAAGAAUAUAAUUUUA